Molecule: messenger RNA, 1012 nt
Organism: Pelmatolapia mariae (spotted tilapia)
Lineage: Eukaryota; Metazoa; Chordata; Actinopteri; Cichliformes; Cichlidae
Gene: emc10
Product: ER membrane protein complex subunit 10
Exons: 7
Coding region: 36-803 (255 amino acids)
Cellular component (GO): EMC complex
Source: RefSeq, a predicted model, not a curated record
CUUGAGGCGUUCUUCCGGUGUCUGUUUCUGUCAAAAUGGCUCGUGUGGUACAAUCUAAGGUUGCUGUUGUUUCCACUGUUUUCUUCGUAUGUUUACAUUUUGCAUGUUGUAAUAAUGGAAGAAGGGUUGGUGAUGCCUUGGAGACUGAGUUCGGUGGUUUCUCUGUGCCUCUUGAACACUCAUUUGAAGUUGAUGAUGUAGCAAAGUUUCAAGUGCGUGGAGCUUUGCUUUUAAAGCCUGGAAGAGAGCCGAGUGUCUCACUAAGUCAGAACCCGCUGUCAGAUGAGGACAGGACCAAAUUGAAGGAAGUGGCUGCAGUGGACGGUCUAUACAGGAUCAGAGUGCCUCGUGUUUUCCUGCAGGCUGACAGACAGACAGAGCGGCAGAUGGAAGGCUACCUCACAGCAUUUGUCAGAGCUUGUGCCAUGGUUGAGUCCCAUCUGAGCGAUGUGAUCGCGCUCCACACUGACGUCUCCGGUUACCUCAUCGGUGUCUCCAUAGUGACGUUACCUGGGGCCUGUAGGGGCACUGAAGUUGAGGAUGAGGUCGACCUUGAGAUUUUCAACACCACACUCAGCAUAAUGGCUCCAGUCAAUGCACCUGGACCUGAGACGGCUUUCUUCCUUGAACGGAUGGAACAGGAAUCUGAGAAGAAAGGGAAGAACCCACAAGAGCAGAAAUCUUUCAUCGCUAAAUAUUGGAUGUACAUUGUGCCUCUCGUUCUCUUCUUGAUGAUGUCUGGCGCUCAGGAUCAGUCGGGAGCAGGAGCUGGCGGUGGAGCAGGCAAUGGCGGUGGCCGAUGAUCAACAACACAACAAUUUUUGUUUUGUUUUUGUUUUUUGUGAACUAAACAAUACUUCUUGGGCAGUUUUUCAUUGCUGUACAUAAUGCUGUUAAUGGAAGAUACAUGUCGGUCACACACAACUUACCUGUACAUUGUAGAAGAGAUAUAGUGCCCUGCAGAUGACUGCGUUUUUAAUUCUAAUGUGAAAAUAAAGUAUUUAUUACUUGA